CUCACAGACAAGAGUUUAGCAUGGUAUUAUUAUGAUUUUGGUAGGCACCAUAAGAGAAAGCGUUUCUUUAUGAAUUUACGCACAUCCAGAUAUAUGGACAGCAGCGUAAUGGCUUGGCGCACUGACAUCUCUCUACUACAGACAGCUAUACGAAUAAUUCCAAUGCCACCGUCAGAUAGAGACUUUUUAUCGUCAACAAUGGCUUCAUGUCUCACAGCUUCUAAACUUGAUGUAGGUCAUUUGUGCCGAGCGAAGACAUCAAAGCAUAAGGGAGUACUUUUCGGACUCAUGAUUGCGCACAGACAUGUGGCUGCUUUCGUGAGAUUGAAACGCUACGCACUUCAUCCACGAGAUACUCACAUUUUACUCAAUUUGAUCUCCGGAAAUAGCUCGCUGCGAAUAUCGGAGGCGCAGACAUGGACACCCAUUUGCUUGCCGAAUUUCAAUGACAAGGGUUUCGUCUAUGCUUUUAUUUCCUUUCCAUGGGAAGGAAGUUCUGCUUGUCUAAUUCUGUUAUCCGUGAAGAAAGAUCAUUUUGAUCCGUUGAACGAGGUGAAAAAGCGCAUAGUGGAAAAGCUGGAGAAUAAUGCAAAGUUCUUCUCUAGUUUUCAAUGUUGUAUAGAAAAUCCAGUCGCAUUCAGUAUAUCCCAAGUAAGUUUUCUUCUUCGCUUCGCAUUGUUCAAGUGGUUCUUGCAGAUCGGUUCUAAUAGCGAUCUCCUAUGGUCGUUUGUGUACAAAAAUCGCAACUCGAAACAAGUGUGCAUAUCCGGAGCA
This is a messenger RNA of Cylicostephanus goldi, 774 nucleotides long. The record is from the annotation of a GenBank genome assembly. NCBI's taxonomy places the organism in Eukaryota, Metazoa, Nematoda, Chromadorea, Rhabditida, Strongylidae.